AUGUUCUUCAAAAGGCGAUCAAGGGCCAAUUCCUACGUCGAAAACGAACCUAACCCUCGCUCGCAGUCAUUCGACUACGAAGCAGAUAAGCGCCCCGAAUCUAGUCGCAAAGAGUCCCAUCACAGUCAGCCGCUGUCGCUCGACGAUCAGGACAUGUACCCCCGCCAACAGCAGCCCCAGGAGCCCACGUACGCUCAGAGUGCUCCCACUUCCCACAACGCCAUGCCUAUGCGAACCCAGACAGUGCCUUCCACCAGCAAUACCACCCCAAUGGGGCUGGGUAUGCCCGAUCUUCUCACCGCUGCCUUCAACCAGGCCGUGCAGCCAUACACGGAGAAGAUUGAGCAGCUUGAGAGCCAGCUGGCCGACCUGCAGGCUUGGGUAGACCAGCUCGAGCAACAGCGCGCCGAAGUGCACAACUGGAUUGACAAGCGCGGCUUGCGACCAGACGUCCCCGCCUCAAUCGCAAAGAUUAUGGACACCACGACUGCUGACGCUGCACCCACACUCAACGCCCAGCUGGACCGCAAGAUUACCAUUGUCAACUUUGAUCUGCACCGCCUGCAAGACGACCUCAACGACUCUAUAUCUUCAUCGCAUUUUGCGUCAGCCAUGUUGAAGUUCUUGCCCGACAUCCAGCGUCUGACACUCCUCCCAUCUGGACCCCGCUAUGCCUUCGAUCUCAUCCUAAAGCUCGGCGGCAACCUCAACUCGCACGGCGGCAUCGACAGCGCCGACGCCGGCGACAUUGCCGCACGUCGCGACUUCUACAACCGCCUCGACGAGACCAUGGUCGAUGUUGUGCAGCGCCGAUUUGGCGAAGGCGAGGCCUGGGACGUCAAGCGCGAAAUCAAGCGCAUUGAGAAGACGGCUAGUUAUCUCAAGACAUAUGGUGUCGAGCCUUACUUCCCAUCCACCCUCGAUAUGAUGAAGCGCGAGAUGGAGUUUCAGCCAAACGGCGCUGGUAACGGUUCCGUUACUCCGCCUCGGUUCCACUAG
Bipolaris maydis ATCC 48331 is the source of this 999-nucleotide messenger RNA. RefSeq lists its product as uncharacterized. Lineage: Eukaryota; Fungi; Ascomycota; Dothideomycetes; Pleosporales; Pleosporaceae. The record is from RefSeq and is a predicted model, not a curated record.